AUGGAGCCGGAGGAGGAGCGGGGCCGGGAGCCCCUGCUGGGUGCCAGGACCAAAACGCUACCCCGGGCCCUGCGGAAGCUGAGCCCCGGGGAGCAGGAAGGCGCCGCGGCGGCCACAGAUGCGAAUCUGAGAGUGGUGGUCAGGGUCCGGCCGCUGACCUGCGCGGAGUCGCGCCGCGGGGACCGGCGCGCCGUGCGCAGCCUGGGGGACAGCGCCGUGCAUGUGAGCGCCGCCCGCCACGACGCCACCUUCGGCUUCAGCGCCGUGUUCGACGCGGGCACCUCGCAGGAAGCCGUGUUCGAGGGCAGCGGCAUGAGGGAGCUCGUGGAGUUGGCCGUAGGCGGCUUCGCCUGCACCGUCUUCGCCUUCGGACAGACGGGCUCGGGGAAGACCUACACGCUCAUGGGGCCGCUGGCGCAGAGCGAGGCCCGGCCGGCGGCCCCGUGCGCGCUGGGGCUGAUGCAAAGGUCCUUCGCGUGUCUGCUGGAGCAGAGCUGGGGCGCUGGCCUGGCCCUCAGUGCCUCCUACGUGGAGAUCUACAACGAGCAGGUCAGGGACCUGCUGAGCCCGGGGCCGCCGUGUGCCUUACCCCUGCGGUGGAGCAAAUCCCGGGGCUUCUACGUGGAGAACCAGCUCAGUGUGGAGUUCGAGAGCCUGGAGGCCAUCACCGCGCUGCUCCUGGAAGGCUCCCGCAGGCGCCGCAGCUCCGCGCACGCCCUCAACAAGCACUCGAGCCGCAGCCACGCUCUGCUGACCGUGCACGUCCGCAGCCGGGCCCACGGCGCCGGCGGCAGCAAGCAGGGCACGCUCUGCUUCGUGGACCUGGCCGGCAGCGAGCGCGUCAAGGACACGGGCUCCACGGGCGAGCUCUGCGUGGAGGCCAACAACAUCAACCGCAGCCUGCUGGCGCUGGGACACUGCAUCUCGCUGCUGGCCAAGCCGCGCGGCAAGCGGCCGCACAUCCCCUACCGCGACAGCAAGCUCACGCGGCUGCUGGCCCGCGCCCUGGGCGGCUCUGGCGUCACGCUCAUGGUGGCCUGCGUCUCGCCGUCCUCGCGCUGCCUCUCGGAGACGCUGAGCACGCUGCGCUACGCCAGCCGGGCCCGCAGCGUCACCACCAGGCCCGUGCUGAACACAGUGCCCCGGGAGCGGCUGCUGCAAACCUUGGAGGAGGAAAUCCAGGCGCUGCGGCUGGAAAACCUCUCCCUGCGGCAGCAGCUGCGCGUGCCCCGGCCGCCCGUGGGGAGCACGGAGGGCGCCCCGGGGCCGUCCACGAGGGCAGCGCCGCGUGGCAGGCAGCAGCCUGCAGCGGUGGGCGAGGGCGGCACGGACGGGGUCCUGCGGAGAGCCCCGGCCUGGCCCAGCGUCUACAGCCUCCUGCGGGACUUGGUGGUGGAGAACGAGCAGCUGAAACCACCUCUCGCCUCCGGCUGCCCCCACUGCCCAGGGUGCCCCCCGUACGGCCCUGACGUGGCCAGUGCCACUGUGCCCCAGGUGUGGCCAGGCGCUGUCCCAGGAAGCGCCAGCCUCCCACCACCCGGCCAGGAGGCUGCGGCUCUGCCCGACUCCCAUCAGCUGCCCAGGCACCCCCGGUCCCGCCGGGCAAAGCGGAGCCAGGGCAGCACCAGGAGCUCAGCCCAGCGGCACCCGCUCCCGAGGGAAAACUGCGACCAGGGGGUUCCGGAGCGCAGGAGCAGCCCUGAGGGGAAAGUGAUCCCUUCGGCCCCGCCGUGGCCGGGGCUGCCGGAGCCGAGGGCAGCCGCCGGAGCACUCCCUGUCCUGCAGUGGGAAGAGGCCCCGGCCUGGCUGGCGGAGCAGAUCUGAGCAGCCC
Molecule: messenger RNA, 1831 nt
Organism: Nothoprocta perdicaria
Lineage: Eukaryota; Metazoa; Chordata; Aves; Tinamiformes; Tinamidae
Gene: KIF12
Product: kinesin family member 12
Exons: 16
Coding region: 1-1824 (607 amino acids)
Biological process (GO): microtubule-based movement
Molecular function (GO): microtubule motor activity; ATP binding; microtubule binding
Source: RefSeq, a predicted model, not a curated record